CUACUGCUGUGGUUCGCGCAUGCGCACAAGCCCCCGCCUCGCUUCUGCGCGUUUCGCAUUGUGUCUACAACAGCCGGCGAAGCGGAGAAAAAGAUAUUUUUACCGAGAGCCGAAAUGUCGGGCAGGUCGGUGCGCGCGGAGACCCGGAGCAGGGCCAAAGAUGACAUCAAGCGGGUCAUGGCCGCAAUUGAAAAAGUACGAAAAUGGGAGAAAAAAUGGGUGACGGUUGGCGACACGUCUUUGAGAAUCUACAAAUGGGUGCCUGUGAUGGAACCUAAACCUGAUGAUAAGAGCAAAAACAAAAAGAAGGGCAAGGAUGAUAAGUAUGGUUCGGAAGUGACUACACCAGAAAACAGUUCUUCUCCUGGAAUGAUGGACAUGCACGAUGACAACAGUAACCAGAGCUCCAUCGCUGACUCCUCCCCUUUAAAGCAGGAGACCAGUAACAACACUAGUCCCACCCCUGAACCCAUGGCAACAGCUCAGAAUGACAGUGGCGACGCCAAAAGCGAGCCGUUUCCCAGUAAACAGCCGUCGUCUGGUCAGGACAGCAAGACAGGACCAAAUCAUUCCUCAUCAGAGUCCACAACAGCUAAAAGGGAUGGCAAGUCACAGGGAGAGCAAAAACACUUCACAGACACCUCCAAAGCUGCUCAGCAGGAUAUGGAUGAUGGUGCUCCUCCUAGCAAGAAAGGCAAAUUGGACUCCUCCUCAGAAGCCAACUAACCGUCUUUGCCAACUGUUACACUCUAGUGAUCUCCCUUUCGUCUCCCUGUAUGCUUUUGAGUCUCUUUUUUUUUUUUUUUUUUUUUUUAACUCAGAACACCAAGUUGUACACGUAUCUAUUCAUCAAUUUCAAUUCACUCUCAGACACACACUUAUCCCUUACAGUUGCUUUUCAUUUCAGGAGGGAGGGAGGGAGGGAGGGGAGGGGGUUAAUCUGGAAUUGUGAGAUUCAGAGGCAGGGGUUUCCGUUGCACUGAUCCUAGAACAGCUCGCUCUGUCAUAACAUCACCACCUUUCGUUUAGUCCUCAUUCUCCACUGCCACUUGAUGUUUCAAAGCAAACGAUCUAUUCAUCUUUUUUUUUUCUUUUGCUCAGGAGGGUCAACACACUGUUAGUUGCGCUGAAAUCGAUCGGUUCUGCUGCUGUAGUUCAAAGAGGUGUUUUUUUUUUUUUUUUUUUUGAUUUUGAAGUCCAUGAAUAGCUAGUAAAAUGGGCGAUUAAGGUCGUGAGUGAGUGGUACUAGUCACAGAUUAAAGUCUGCUGUGAAGACUGUAGCUCGUAGCAUACGUCCUGCUUGGUUGUGUGCCUUGUGAUACUGAAAUAAGCUUGUUUAGUCUUUUUUUUUUUUUUUCUUUAACGUCUCAUGCACGUCCCGGAAGUAUUUUUGCAAUUUUCUCCCACUAAAACUCGUUUCAUUUCCACUAAAGUGCAGUCGAAAACUGUGAUGGUGCAAACAAAGCUUUGAAAUGCAGGUCACCAUUUCAACAGCGCUACAACCUUAGAAAGUGCAUAAUGACAAUUCUGACCACGAACCCAUCAGAUUCAUCAAGUAUUCGUCUUUCUCUGGCAAGCGCCUGCCAUCAAGACUCGGCUUGUGUGGCUGUCCGGAGGGAGGGGGAAAGAAAGCGAUUUUCAUUAGACGUUAACAGGCAGGUUACGGAUAGACAGCUGUGCAAAUACCUCACACUCAGUCCAGCAGUGCUGGCAUAUAAACACUAAGUAUGACUUUUAGAGAAACAAAAAAAAAAAAUAAUCACUCGGAUGUGUCUGCUUGCAAAAUAUGUAUAUAUUUAUACGAUAACAUUUUUGUUAUUACACUUGAUUUUUUUUUUUUUUUUGCCACAAUAUUUCGCCAAAAUAUUGCCUUCUCGUAGUUCAAUCUUUGAACCUUUUAGCGAAAAAUGUACUCAUUGGGACCAUUAUUUUUCACUCUGCUUUAGAAAUGUCUUGUACAGAAGUAUGGUUGUGUUUCAUUUAUUUAUUCCACAUGUAGUUUUUGGUUUUAUAAAAAAUAAAUUUCCUUUGAAUAACCUUGAA
This is a messenger RNA of Pangasianodon hypophthalmus (striped catfish), 2043 nucleotides long. It is a transcript of the gene bcl7a, whose product is annotated as BAF chromatin remodeling complex subunit BCL7A. NCBI's taxonomy places the organism in Eukaryota, Metazoa, Chordata, Actinopteri, Siluriformes, Pangasiidae. Bases 115 to 726 code for a protein of 203 amino acids. The record is from RefSeq and is a predicted model, not a curated record. The transcript is spliced from 6 exons.